This is a messenger RNA of Bombina bombina (fire-bellied toad), 2356 nucleotides long. RefSeq names its product leucine-rich repeat and immunoglobulin-like domain containing-NOGO receptor-interacting protein 4. The transcript is spliced from 2 exons. The record is from RefSeq and is a predicted model, not a curated record. NCBI's taxonomy places the organism in Eukaryota, Metazoa, Chordata, Amphibia, Anura, Bombinatoridae. Gene Ontology annotation, molecular function: protein binding. The coding region runs from base 69 to 1979 and encodes 636 amino acids.
UACACGUGCACACAGCAGACUUCUGGCUGGCUGAACCUUGUUCACAUUUCAAGCAAACAAGCAGUAAGAUGACAGUGAUGCAGCAUGCAUUCCAAAUGUUCGCUCCUAUCCUUGUUGUAAUUACUGGAGUAUUGUGUAGAUCUCUAUGCUUCUGCUGCCCACUUCCAUGUGAAUGUCCUCCUCUUGACAAUGCUACACUGUGCCGACAUCGCCUUCUCAGCUUGGUUCCCUUGGGGAUCCCACCUUCAUCUUACUUACUGGAUCUUAGUUAUAAUAAUAUCCAAUUAGUGCUGCCAGAUUCUUUUUUGCAUCUGCACAAUUUAAAACAGUUGGAUCUAAGUCACAAUCAGUUGUCCCGGUUAGAACCAGGAGUCUUUGCUGGCUUGCCAAGCUUACGCAUUCUUCUGCUACACCAUAACCAAAUCAAAUUGCUGUCUCCAGGGGUCUUCUUGGGAAUGCCUGAUCUCUCUUGGCUUGAUGUCCGAGCAAACGAACUGGUGAUAUUGCUGGACCAGACCUUCCAGGGCUUGCAGGAGUUAAAGCAUUUGGAAGCUGGGGAAAACCCCCUGCUGUUUGUAUCGCAUAAGUCUUUCAAUGGGAUGCGCAACUUGCAAAGGUUGGGGAUGGAAGAGACAAAGUUAAGUAAUGUCCCCUCAAGAGCUCUGUCUGCUCUCACAAAACUUUCUGACCUGCGUCUGGGAGGUGUAAGCAGCUUCAUCUUGCGUGAUUUAGCUUUCCCUGGUCUGAAAUGGUUGCGAGUGUUGGACAUUGACCACUGGCCUUCACUAAGAUACCUUGAGCCACUUAGCUUAUCUGGAUUAAACUUAACUUCACUAUCCCUCACUAGAUGUAACUUCAGCUCAGUCCCAGAAGAAGCAUUGAGAUACCAAUUUAAUCUUCGGAGGCUGGAUCUCUCCCACAAUCCUAUCACUGCAGUGAUGCCAAAAGGUCUGAGCACCCUGCAAAGCCUAGAAGAGCUACGGCUGUCUGGAGGAAAGAUUCAUAUGAUUCCCUCUGCAGCUUUUCAUGGCCUGGACCACCUGCGAAUGGUAGAUCUCUCAAAUAACCCAAUCAUCUGGUUGGCAGAGGAUGUUCUACCCCCUGCUCUCAGUGCAAUGGAGAUUAUUUUUCUUUCUGGAACAGCACUGUCCUGUGACUGUCGCCUCUGCUGGCUACUGCACCGUAAGGUCCGCUUUGGAGGAAGACCCCCAAUCUGUGCUGCUCCUGACCCACUAAAGGGAAUGGUGAUCCCAGACAACUCAGAUUUGCUUUGCCCUGAACUUUUCAUGUGUCAGCCCCCCAAGAUAGUGGAGUCUGGACCACGAGAUCUGAGAGUACAGGAAGGUGAGGGACUAACCAUCAGCUGUCAUAGUCAGGGGGUACCUGAACCUUCAAUUCAUUGGGUACUUCCACAGAAUCCUUGGCCAGGGGGCACGGGAAAAGAUGAACCCGUAACAACAGUAAGAUCAAUUGCAAGCACUGAAUUUACACAUUUUGUUUCAAGUUUUACAGGAGAAAUAAAACAACAUAUGGAGUCUGCUACAUACACACCCAAAUGGAUAUCAAGGCCCAGCUUGGUGACAGCAGAAACAGCAACUGUUUUGGAAAGGGUCACUAUUCUCCCUGAGGGCUCUCUCCAAUUCCGCCAAGUGCAAGCACAGGACACUGGUGCUUACCUUUGCUUGGUGAGUAAUGUUGCUGGAAAUGACUCUGUUUGGGUUCAUCUGGAGGUCACUCCCUUCAAUGGUAGUAUGGCAACCACUGAACUCCCUAUUCUACAUGCACAUAUACUGGCAGUCAUUACUGCUGGUGGUAUUCUACCUUUCAUUAGCUCAGUGACCUUAUGUUUCAUAUUUAUCUUCCUCUGGAGCCGUGGACGUGGCAACAUUAAACAUACAGUAACUAUAGACUAUAUUCCCCGGGCAACUCAGGGAGCCACAGAGACAGAUGACAACAAAUUUACAAUGAAGCUCCUUUAGGGAGUGAAGAAAGGUAACUGGACUAGAAUUAAGUAUAAUAAUAAGUGGUUGAAAAAAAUGUAUAAGAUGUGGCGAUCUACAAAUGGUUGCAUUUAUUAUUUUAUAAAUACUAUUAGUGCGUGCAGACCAUUGGAAAACAGCAGCAACAACAAAAACCUACACUCAGGAAAUACCAACUUUAUAUCACCAAUAGCUAACAGAACUAUUAAAACAAAACACUUCAUAAAGUCUCUGGACUCUAAAGAAAGGACAGCCAAUAAGCUUAUAGAAAGCAUAACACGGUACCUGAAAAAUAUAAGGUACUUUAGACAAACAGAAAAGACUGUUUUAUUAUUUUGGUACCUGCAUCAAAUGCAAUAAACACUUUUUUUAAUUAA